Alosa sapidissima (American shad) is the source of this 940-nucleotide messenger RNA. RefSeq names its product brain-specific homeobox (gene bsx). The transcript is spliced from 3 exons. The record is from RefSeq and is a predicted model, not a curated record. Gene Ontology annotation, molecular function: DNA-binding transcription factor activity, RNA polymerase II-specific; DNA binding. The coding region runs from base 98 to 784 and encodes 228 amino acids. Gene Ontology annotation, biological process: regulation of DNA-templated transcription. NCBI's taxonomy places the organism in Eukaryota, Metazoa, Chordata, Actinopteri, Clupeiformes, Clupeidae.
CCUGUCAGAUUGUGUGGAUAUUUAGGCUGAGAGUUACUUCAAGGCAGUUCCCGGACCCUCAGGACUCGUUUUGGUUGCCCUUUCCAGACAAUUUAAGAUGAAUCUCAACUACACGUCACCUGUCCCACAAAUGCCAACACAACGGUCUACGUCGUUCUUUAUUGAAGAUAUUUUGUUGCAUAAACCAAAGCCUCUCCGCGAGGUUUUUCACUCGUCCUUUCCCAGCACUUUCACGUCUCGGAUGCCUCUUCUGGAUUAUGGAUAUCCUCUGAUGCCGACACCAAUUUUGGCGCCCCAUCCACAUCACCCCCUUCACAAGCCUGAGAAUCAUCCAUACUUUUUCACAUCAGGUAUGCAAAUGCCUGCCCUCUUUCAGCACCAUCCAGAGUUACCAGGAAAACACUGCAGACGCAGGAAAGCCCGAACCGUCUUCUCUGAUUCCCAGUUAUCUGGACUGGAGAAAAGGUUUGAGAUACAGCGGUACCUAUCCACGCCCGAACGCGUAGAGUUAGCCACAGCGCUAAGUCUCUCGGAGACGCAGGUAAAAACGUGGUUUCAAAACAGAAGAAUGAAGCACAAAAAACAACUGAGGAAAACCCAAGACGACCAGAAAAACCCAAGCGAAUUAGACAGAUCUGUGGAAAACUCUUGUGAAAGCGAAAUUAACGAAAAGUGCCCUGAUGAUAUUAAACAUGGGCUGAGUCCGGACACAUACAUACUGGACGAAAACGAGGACGACGUUGAUAUUGAAGAUGACGUGUGUUCACCUGAACAUCUACUAUAGCCUAAUGCAAGUGAUUUUUGAGACAAUAAAACUAACCGCAAUGUACAUAGUUCAUGUCUUUUAGAGAAAAUUAUAUACUUUUUUAUAAUGGGUUAUUAUUGCUUCAAAAUGUCAAUAUUUAUUGGAGUGGUUGUAAAAAGUAUACGUGAAGUUGUG